This is a messenger RNA of Striga hermonthica, 558 nucleotides long. The record is from the annotation of a GenBank genome assembly. NCBI's taxonomy places the organism in Eukaryota, Viridiplantae, Streptophyta, Magnoliopsida, Lamiales, Orobanchaceae.
AUGAACACCCUGUUUUAUAAGCCUUACAAACGCAGAGAACUGAAGUGCUGCUACAAGGCUACUGUGGAUGGGUUCAGUGCUACAGAAUUCCACAACAAAUGCGAUUUCAAAGGGCCGUGCGUGAUCAUCGGCUACACUCAAAAAUCUCUCAAAUUCGGAGCUUUCAACCCGGAAGGCUACCGAAGCACCGACGACUACUACGAUACGUUUGACGCGUUUCUGUUCUAUUGGGCUCAGGACAGCGAAGAAAACGAGCAGCCCAUUGUGUUGGCCAAAGUAGGGGGGAGUGGUGCGGCCCUCUUCGACUAUGCGAGAGGUGGGCCCCAGUUCGGGGCUGACGGGCUGCUCAUUGGGCCGCCACUAGCACCUGUUAUGGGGGGUUUUGCGGGGCCCGACACGAACUCGGGUGUCGGGGACCUGAGGCAGGCCAGGUCGAGGCUUGGGCUGUCUUAUGCUAAAAGGGUUGAUGGGAAGGAGUCUUUGUUUGGGGAUGAGCCCAAGGCCACGCUCGAUGAGGUGUUGGUUUUUUGCAGCCCUCAGAUUGCGAGUUUGUAUUGA